Messenger RNA from Maylandia zebra (zebra mbuna), 5633 nucleotides. RefSeq names its product family with sequence similarity 171 member A2b (gene fam171a2b). The record is from RefSeq and is a predicted model, not a curated record. NCBI's taxonomy places the organism in Eukaryota, Metazoa, Chordata, Actinopteri, Cichliformes, Cichlidae.
CAGAGUAGUGCAGAUGGGUCGCUGUUCCACUGGAGAUCAGCAGAGGGAAACGUAGCUCUCUUUCCUGCGCUCCUCCUCAGACAAUAAAAACAAGGCGAAGCCCACACAGUCGGCAGCAUCUCGGCUCCAUUCAAAGACGUCUGAAGGGGGGAAAAAAAUCAGAAAUAUGGACACACGGCCGCCGGUCUGGGACUAGAGAUGUAGCUGCAAGGAUGCCAGCCAACUGCAUCUCCCGUUUGCUCCUCUUCGUGUCGGUGUGCGCGGUCUGGGAGGCGCUGGCCAAAUCUCUUCCAGAUCAGGGAGCACUGGAGGUGCAAAUAAGAGUCCAGGUGUUCGACAACAGCGACCUGUCCCAGUUGGCAGACGCUCAGGUGGAAGUACACGGCAACCAGACCCUGUUGGCGUCCAGCCGUGCUGGCAAGGAUGGCGUGGUGAGAGUCAACUUCCUGUACCGUGCGGGAACAUGGGUCAUUAUUACAGCCUCCAAACAAGACUACGUCACCAACUCUGUGCCCUGGCACUCCAGCCGCAUCCCGCUGUAUGCAGCAGUCAGCCUGUACCUGCUCGUUCAGAGGCCGGGAACUCUUAUUCUGUACGAUGACGUCCUGCAGGUGCUCUCUGGGUCUCCAGGGGCUCGUAACCAGCCGCUGGUGCAGCUCCAGAGGAAGUCCAUUCAGCUGCCGUCCAGCUCCAACUACACAGCACUCACUGCUGUGCUGACCACAGCCAGGAGCCAGUAUGAAAUCGGGGGAUUCCCCUUCCUGCUGGGCCAAGAGACCAACAGCUCAGGUGCAGAAACUGGGUGGAUGGACUUGACGGCGCUGGCAGUGGUCAGCAUUCAGCUUUUUGAUAAAGAUGGCAGCGUGAUCCGCGUUUCAGAUCCGAUCCACAUCUCUGUGCCGCUGCCAUCAGACACCCGAAACAGGAUGGCCACGAGUGUGCCCGCUUGGCUGUAUCAGCCAAAGACGGGGCUGUGGGUUCGGAACGGGACGGGCUACAUCAAAAAGGACGGGACGCAGUUUGUCUGGAACGUCGUGGUUCCUCAGAUGGGAUACUGGUUGGCUGCCUUUCCGACGUCUUCAGGUUUAGGUUUGUCUCAUCCAGGCUUGAGGGAUAUCACCACCUACCACACUCUGUUCCUGCUCUCCAUCCUGGGAUCGCUGGCCCUGUUGGUGCUCAUCUUGCUCUGUGUGCUGCUCUACUACUGCAGACGGAAGUGUCUGAAACCACGUCGACAGCAAGGCAAACCUCACACGUCCAAUCUAAAUGGUGCUAAGAGAGACCAGGGCACAUCCACGUCACGGCUAAAUCUGAUCUGUGGAGGCCAUGUCGAAUCAGGCCCCUCCAAUGACAAAUCUGACUUGUCGCCAUCGCGAGACUACCAGAGUUCAAGGGAGGAUUUAACUAAGCAUGUUCCAGCCCACAUGCUACGACACGCAAAGGGUAAAAAUGCGUCAGGUUCCCAACGGGGUGAAAGCUUCCCCAUGAAGGUUACACGUGCCACAGAGACCAACAACUUGGACAGCCCUUUGCUGCAUGACGACUACAACCGGAACUACAGCCCCAAAGACAACAAGGAGUCCGACUAUCACAGACACCACAACGCCAACGACAAUCGAGGGUACUCCUCCGAUCCCCCAUCCCCACCUCGCUUCCAAGGCUACGUCCCAAGCCAGUCCGACAAGCCUCCGGAUUAUUCCGCAGCAGCAGCAGACAGCCUUGCCCGACCUACUUCCCUCAACACCCAACCAGGUCAGAUCAUCUUUUGCAGCUCCAUUGACCAGAUGAAGGAGAACAUGUACCGUAGCAUGGUGCCAACCCUGGUUAUCCCCGCCCACUACAUGCGCCUGCCAUCUGAGUUUUCUGGCAAAGAUGGCAAGGACCAGAAGGAUCACGACAAAGAUGGCACACAGAUGGGAGGGGGCCAGCAGCACCAUCACCACCACUCCCAGAAACAAGGCCAGCAGCAGCAACAGCAAGGAGGAUCUCAAGGCGACGACUCUGAAGAACCGAGCUGGGCAUCUGACUCAUCCGGGGGACCUGUGACCAUCCCAGUGCUAUUCAACGAUUCCACCAUGGCUCAAAUGAACGGGGAACUGCAAGCUCUGACAGAGAAGAAGCUCCUGGAACUUGGAGUUAAACAACACCCGAGGGCAUGGUUCAUCUCUCUUGAUGGUCGAGCUAAUGCUCACGUGCGCCACUCCUACAUAGAUGUUGGGAAUGACCUCAGUGGCGGUGGUGGAUUCGGAGGUGGCUCCAGCAGCACUCCACGGGAUGUCAACCUGGAACCGCCUCUGGAGGCCCAAGAGCGAAAAUCAGCUGGAAAUAGAAAGGGAAAAGAUGAGCGCUGGGGGACGGGAGGACGGAAGGGCCACGGUGUUAGCAGCAGCGGCGGGAAGAGUUACUCCAAGCUGGCCUACCCUGACCACAGCGAGCCCAGCAGCAGUGAGGGACGUCCCGUCUCUCCCGAGGAGAACUCCCUAACCCCUCUUCUGGACGAAGGCCCGUCCUCCCGAGGAUCCACCAUCCCUAGAAGAGGACGCAGCCGCGUGAACAGCAGCCGCAGCAGCAACAGCGAGAACCGCCGCGACUCCAUGACCAGUCCAGAGGAUGAUUCCGAGGACAAAGAUGAGAACAAGAAGAGCCCCUGGCAGAAGAUCGAAGACAGGCCUCUGAUGGUCUUCCACCCCAGGAAGUGAGCUUUUUGAAUGAACACUGGAACUAUAACAGCCUUGUGAAAGAGGAGUCUUUCACAUCACCGAGAGGGAGGUCACAAUAAGCACAGCCACUGCUUCACCAAUCCAUAUCCAGGUUGUUGUUUGACCUUUGUGUUUGCCAGUUACUCUCGUAGCCUCACUGUCAGUUAAUCCCUCUGGUUUCCACUGAGUUGUAGAUUGAAAUCUGUCCAGUUUAUUGUGAACCCCGUCUCCUAUCACCUGUCACUGAACCAUGGUCUGAGCCAUUGCACAUACUGACUGUGGAAAUAGCCAUUUUAUAGAGCAAAAUAUAAGAAUAGAGCACUUGCUAAUAAUUUGAUAACUUAUUGAUUGAUACUUACAGAGUAUUUGGAAGUGGAUGGCAUUUUUUAUGGGACGGAUGGGAAUUCUUGGCAAAUUAGGUUUUUUUCCCUGGACUAAUUCUACCCAGAUGCUCACAAUGACUGUAGAAGAUGUGAGCUUCUUUUUUCUUCUCUACUCCGAAACAGCUUCCCUGUCUGAGGAAGUUGUGAAAGUUUGUCAUUGAGCUCUUGUGAACAGAUUACAGAAAUAUUAUAAAGUCCAACGUGCAACUUGCAUUUUGCUCCUUCAGGGAUGUUCUUGAUUUCCUCUUCCUCCUGUACUGUGUUCAUGUGUUGUAAUUACUUACUCAAAUAGUAAUGAUUUGAACUGUUCAGCAUCAUCUCCAUCUUCUCUGUAAUAUCACAGUGAUCUACUGUACAAUUUUGCCAAAAGUACGCAUUUCUGCCUUUCUUCUCUUGGUGAGAGUUUUGGCCAGCAGAGACUUUGUUGCAUUUGGGUCAUUCCAGUAAAAAUCAGUCAGUGCCUCCCACCUGACCCUGUUUGAAUCAGCAGAUUUUUUAUACAACAACUUUAGCAUCUGUAAUAAAGAAAUGUAAGAUUUCACCUUAAUACUGUGGAUAUUUUUACAGUUAUAAGCCCUCAAAAUACCUAAGAGUGGUUUAAAAUUCAGCUCUUUUUAAUUCACAUUAAAGCUCUGUUAAAAACUUCAAUUUCACACCCACUCUGUCACAACCCAAAGGGUCUCAGGACGAGUGGAUGCUCUGAGUAUAGGUCAACAUAUGAGAACACUUGCGCUGAACAAAAGUAAUGGCCAAAGAAAAUUUGGAGACCCUCAAGGAUUUUGAAAACCUUCUUUAGAACCUAAAAUUUUUGGAUAAAUGUGAUUUAUCAAAAUGAUUAAACACAGUAUGUGAGCACCAAUGUCAUUUCUCUGGUGAAAUAUUAGAUUUGUUUAUGUAAAAUCUGUGUUCAUCAAAAGCAACAUUAUGGCUUUUAGACUGUGACACUUGGAGAUGGUGUAACAUUGAUUUGCUCACAGUUUCUAACAUUUAUGAUGUUAAAAACUCAAGUAAAACCCUGUGUACUUUGAGGGCCUUUAACUUGGACAGUAUUUAUAGAAUGAAGGUAAAAAUUUGCAUGGCCUCAUUAAAUUUGAGGGGGGGGGGGGAGCCGUGGAAGCUUCUGAGGGGGUCAGGUGGGAUUUUUUUUUUUUUUUUCAGAUUGGGCUGAUUUUAUAUGGAAUGACCCAUUUAUCUUGUGUAAAUACAUGCCCAGAUAUUUGAAAGACCAUUUGGUAUAGAAAGGUUGCAUGCAUAUGAAUGUAUGAAAUAAACAGAAGGCACCAAAAGCCCUCCCCUACAAGUUCCUGCUAGACAACCCCUAAACGCCAAGAAACAAGCGUAGUUCCAAACCGCUUUUACUUGAAGACUUACUAUUUCUGAAAUAUCCUACUGAGAUCAGCGGGGGUUGCCUGUAGACAGAGCCUGAACCACUUCUCUCCUGUAAGUGCCUUCUUUCACAUAGGAUCGAGUGAUAGGCAUGCCGGUCCCUUUUUAAAAUGCAGUCAGCGGUCACCUAAACUCACUGUCGAGAUCGGCAGGCACUGAUAAGCACACUGCAUUGCGGUAACAACAACAGCAACACGCGUCACUCUGGGGAGCAUGCCUGCCAAAACAGACAACUUUUCUUGCGGCUAUUCCGUCCUUGGAUAUCUUAAUUUCUUGUAUCUAUCCUCUUUUUUCACGGAACCUGUAAAUGGUAUGAUCUAUAUGAGAUUUUAUGUGUAUACAAUGUGCAUGUUAAAUGUAGAAUAGGGUGUUUUUAAUGAUUUUUUUUAACUAUUAUUAUUGAUAACAAGGAUGUUUGGCACAAAAUGAUGCAUUGGACUGUGUUGCCAAAUGAACUUUAUGAAGAUACACUGACUUUUCCCUUAAUCCAGUUCUAACGAAAUUCACUUCCGGUCGUAAAUGUUUACAACGAUAACAUACUGACCAACACGCUCCUGCUGUUACUAGCAUCACCACUGCCUAUUCAACAACUGUGAACUUAGCGAGGCUGACGGCUGUUUUGUUGGUGGUUUUUGCAGAGUAAUGGGUUGCUUAUGAAGGGAAAACGGCUGUAUAAAAGUCAUGCUGACAUGUUGGUCCUUUGUACCAUUCGCUUGCUGUUCAUAAGCCUGUGUCAGUAGCCUAUGGAACAAGCUGAAAAUGUGAUGUAAAUCAAAGUCUGAAGAAUAGCACAACCAUGAAUCGAAUCCUGCUAAAAUGUUGCGCCCACUGCUGUAAGUGUACUUUUAUUUUUUUGAACCAGAUAUGGAAAGUAUUGAGUUGUGCAAUCGUGGCUUUUCUUGCUUGUUUAUGUUUUGCUAAUGAAGUGUUUUCUCAGAUUUGGUGAACGAUUUGACACCGAAUCCCUGAGAGGAAACUUCAAAUCUGGCAACCUACCACGCUGGAUGUUUUUGAUAGUUAAGAGCAUCAAGAGGACUGAGCUGUAGGCCUUCAUCCUGUGCAGUAAAUCAUCGGCUUCAUUCACCUGGUCAGUUGUUUGUAAACUGUAAAUUGAUUCAACUUUCUGUACAUGAGACAAAAUAGAAAUAAAUUUGUUCCCACGGUC